UGAUUAAUUUAUCAAAUAAUUUCAUCAACAAUUGCAGUGUAAGCAUGAAUAGAUUUUCAUUCAAGUACAGUAGCGUGAUUCUGGGUGUGACUGCGACUGCAUUUGGAUAUUAUGCAAUCCUUAUGCCACACACUGUCUUCCUGAAAAAGUAUAAAUACAUGGUAGCCACAUACCAAAUGGGAAAAGAGGUGCAGUUAAGCUCUAAAAUCCAGCAGAUAAUUCAGAAGGUAAUGAGCGAUUUGAAACUAUCCGACGACGUUAAAGCUAUUAUAAAGCCCGUCAGCGUAUUUGGUUUCGAUUUGCUUCACGCUGGCACUUUCAAUGCUAAAUACGGUGCAAUAUUGGGAAUUCCCAUUAAUUUCACCAAUACUACAGAGCAGCUUUACAAGAAUCUGCAGAUUAAGGAGGAACCAGUAGACUGGACGCGGCAAGACGCGAAGGCUUUUCUGAAAGCAGUAAUGUUCUCCGAGGAUGCACAAAAAUUUGCAAUAGCGCGCGAAAUCUUGCGAAUUCAGGCGGAGGAGCCGUACUUUAAUUCACUCUGGCUGGCUUUAACUAUAGGGACCCUAUGGACACUUUACAAUGUUAUAUCAUACAGAUAUAAAGUACGCGAAGGCAAUGCAAUAGUACGACGUAUGCUUUACGCGACUUUCACUUUAUUUGGUGCAAUAUUUUGGUUCGGUGUAAAGGACUAUCGGAGUUAUCAGCUCGAUAAAGAGAACGAUGAAGCUUUGUGUCGUUUAGGAACCGAAUAUAUCAAGGGAGGACAGGAAUUUUAUGAAAAAACAUUAAAUAGAAACAGAGCUUUGAGGACUCUCCUUGGAACAGACGGGAAAAAUACAUAUACCGUUCAUGGAAAUGAAGAGAAUUUUUUGAGACUGAAGCAUGUACCAAUCUCUUACAGGAAGGAUUUUUUCGAUUCGCACCUACGAAACUUGGAAGGUAUGAAAUAAAUUGAUUUCUUUUAUACCUACCUAAAAUUUUAAGCAUCUUUUUUUAUGUUGAUCAUCCAAGAUCCUUGAUCAAAAUUCUAAUGAUAUCUAGUAUGUCUUAUAGUUUCGAAAUAUAUCUUUUUAUUUUCGUAAUUAACUGCAUGAUUUAACUAUUUCAUACGCGCUAAAAUGAAUGGAACGUGAAGUACUUAGUGCGAUCGGAAAUUUAUGUAUAAACAAGAUUAAUGUAAAUAUAUAUUUAUAAUGUUGUUGGUGAUAAGAUGCGAUAUUCGUAAUAAACUAUUUGAUAAACAGUA
Acromyrmex echinatior (Panamanian leafcutter ant) is the source of this 1249-nucleotide messenger RNA. RefSeq names its product transmembrane protein 177. Gene Ontology annotation, cellular component: membrane. NCBI's taxonomy places the organism in Eukaryota, Metazoa, Arthropoda, Insecta, Hymenoptera, Formicidae. The record is from RefSeq and is a predicted model, not a curated record.